Botrytis byssoidea is the source of this 1143-nucleotide messenger RNA. RefSeq lists its product as uncharacterized. The record is from RefSeq and is a predicted model, not a curated record. The transcript is spliced from 4 exons. The coding region runs from base 1 to 1143 and encodes 380 amino acids. NCBI's taxonomy places the organism in Eukaryota, Fungi, Ascomycota, Leotiomycetes, Helotiales, Sclerotiniaceae.
AUGGCAGAAGAGAUGCAGCCAGCGGCGCCCAAUCCCGCAGACACCUUCACAUCACAACCACCGGCUGUCGCUAGACAUGAUCACGAGUCGCGCAUAGCUCAACCUUCGACAUUCCUCCUUCCAAGAGUGAUGGUCGCCGAGAUGCAACAAGAAAAGCCGCUGGAGGAAACGCCGCAGGAAAAGCCGAUGAGUGCGCUCGACAAGGAGCAGCAAAAGGGUCUGAAAUCGAUUCGAGAUUUCCUCAAGCGCCGUACAAGUUACGAUGUUCUGCCUCUUUCCUUUCGACUUAUCAUUCUGAAUACCGAUUUACUCGUCAAGAAGAGCUUGACGAUUCUCCUACAAAAUGGUAUCGUUUCAGCCCCGCUGUGGGAUUCGCACACCUCAACUUUUGCUGGUCUUCUUACGACUUCGGACUAUAUAAAUGUCAUUCAAUACUAUUGGCAGAAUCCAGAAGCACUCAAUCAGAUAGAUCAAUUCAAGUUGAGUAGCUUAAGAGAUAUUGAAAAGGCAAUUGGCGUACUACCUUUGGAGACAGUAUCAGUACAUCCCGCACGACCUCUUUAUGACGCCUGUCGACAAAUGUUACAAACCCGCGCCCGCCGUAUUCCACUGGUUGAUGUCGAUGACGAAACCGGAAAAGAGAUGGUGGUUAGUGUGAUUACACAAUACCGCAUUCUAAAAUUUAUUAGUGUCAAUGUCGAUGAGACGGAAUUCCUGAAGAAAAGCGUUUCGGAACUCAAGCUGGGAACAUAUGGCGACUUACAAACCGCAAGUAUGGACACCCCGGUGAUCGACGUCAUACACAUGAUGGUCAAACACAGCAUUUCGAGUGUUCCCAUUGUUGAUAAAGAUUCACGGGUCCUUAAUCUUUUCGAGGCUGUUGAUGUAAUCACAAUCAUCAAAGGUGGAGUGUAUGAUGGGUUGACGUUGACUGUGGGAGAGGCGUUGGCAAACAGAGCAGAAGAUUUUGCAGGGAUCUAUACAUGCAGCGAGGAAGACAGACUAAAUUCGAUCUUUGACACGAUUCGAAAAUCUAGAGUGCAUCGAUUGGUGGUUAUAGAUGAAGAGCAGCAUUUGAAGGGAGUGAUCUCUUUAUCCGAUAUUCUGCAGUAUGUACUCCUACAUGGAGAAGACGAUGAUUGA